ACCAUAACACAAUGAUGGCGUCUCAGUCAGAAAUCUCAAGCAAAGAAAAAAAAAGAAAGAAUGAACAGCUUCUUCAGUCCCAGUAGAGCAGGCCCGAAGCCAUGGCCGAACAGGAAGAAGCAAACCAACAAAUCCGCCAUCUGUCUCUGCUCCGUCUCUCUACUCGCUGUCCUCUUCCUAUCCGUCUUCUUCAUCACCUACUCCGAGAUACCCAAAUCCAUCUUCUCCAUCUCCUCCGCCUUCUCCGGAUCCGUCGAAUUCCCUCAAUGCAGAUCCGAGGUACUCUCACGAGCCCUCCUAGGCCAGAGCUUUCUCCUGUACGCUCCCCACAGCGGAUUCAGCAACCAGCUGUCGGAAUUCAAGAACGCUGUCCUGAUGGCGAUGGUUCUGAAUCGGACGCUGGUUGUUCCUCCCGUUCUUGAUCACCACGCUGUCGCUCUCGGUAGCUGUCCGAAGUUUAGGGUUUUGAGUCCGAGCGAGGUGCGUGUCUCGGUCUGGAACCAUUCCGUUGAGCUGCUUAGGUCUGGAAGGUACGUUUCGAUGGGUGAUGUUGUAGACAUUUCGUCUCUCGUAUCGUCUUCCGCUGUUCGAGUUAUUGACUUCAGGUACUUCGCGUCGCUUCUCUGUGGUGUUGACUUGGAGACUCUGUGUUCUGGUGAGUUAGCUGAGCAGUCUCAGGCUUAUGAAUCGUUGAGACAGUGUGGGUAUUUGUUGUCCGGUGUUCGUGGUAAUGUAGAUGGAUGUUUGUAUGGUGUUGAUGAUGAUUGUAGAACCACGGUUUGGACGUAUAGAAACGGAGGCUCUGAUGGGAGGUUGGACUCGUUCCAGGCGGAUGAGAAGCUUAAGAAGAAGAAGAAGAUUGCUUACGUGAGGAGGCGGCGAGAUGUGUAUAAGGCUCUUGGACGUGGUUCAGAAGCUGAGUCUGCGGCUGUUCUUGCGUUUGGGAGUCUCUUCACGGCUCCCUACAAAGGGUCUGAACUGUAUAUUGAUAUAAAGAAGUCUUCUGGUGUUCCGGAGGUGAAGUCUUUGAUUGAGAAGGUUGAGUUCCUUCCUUUUGUUCGAGAGGUAAUGAGCGCAGGGAAGAGGUUUGCCACGGGAACGAUUAAGGCGCCGUUUCUCUGCGCGCAGCUUAGGUUGCUGGAUGGACAGUUCAAGAAUCACCAGGAGAGUACGUUUACGGGUUUGAACCAGAAGUUGGAGUCUUUGAGUUUGAAGAAUCCUGGUCCGGUUCAUGUGUUUGUAAUGACGGAUCUUCCUGAAAGCAACUGGAGUGGAACUUAUUUGGGUGAUUUGGCUAGGAACUCUACGAAGUUCAAGCUCCAUUUUCUAAGGGAAGAAGAUGAAGUAAUAGUGAGAACAGAAAAGGAGCUUGCUUCCGCUGCUCACGGACAGAAAUUUGGGUCGAUUCCGAUGAGUCUGGACAGUAUAAAGAAGAUGCAGAAGCAUUGUUCGCCUCAGAAAGUAUCAAAUGUGCAACUAUACGUAGAGGAAGCUGUUUGCAGCUGUGCUUCACUGGGGUUCGUUGGGACUGCAGGGUCCACUAUAGCUGAGAGUGUAGAAAUGAUGAGGAAGUUCAAUGCUUGUAGUAGUUGAACUCAGACCACAUUUCUGUGAUUCUUGUUUCGGUUGGUUCGUAUUAACCAAAGCUUUCAGUGUUGAUCUGGAGUGAUAGAUGCAAGAUUUGGUUAAGUUUUGCCGGUGGGAUAGAGAUAAGAUCUGUCAUGUGUCUCCACACUUUGAGGUUUUGUUGAUGAAAAUAUAUGCUUUGUGUUGGUUUGGUUAUAUAGGAAAUUGUCUUUUGUUUCAGUUCUGUAAGUUUUGUUGAGGCUUUUGUGAAUGGAUUUUGUUUGUGGUUGCA
Molecule: messenger RNA, 1858 nt
Organism: Brassica rapa (field mustard)
Lineage: Eukaryota; Viridiplantae; Streptophyta; Magnoliopsida; Brassicales; Brassicaceae
Product: O-fucosyltransferase 30
Source: RefSeq, a predicted model, not a curated record